Pestalotiopsis fici W106-1 is the source of this 1095-nucleotide messenger RNA. RefSeq lists its product as uncharacterized. NCBI's taxonomy places the organism in Eukaryota, Fungi, Ascomycota, Sordariomycetes, Amphisphaeriales, Sporocadaceae. Bases 1 to 1095 code for a protein of 364 amino acids. The transcript has 2 exons. The record is from RefSeq and is a predicted model, not a curated record.
AUGUCAAAUAACCUCCUCUCCCUCCUGGGGUGGUCGUUCCUCCCAAACCUCGCCACCUCGUGGAUCCAGUCGAUAUACUACUCGGUGACGAUACGGGCAGGCGACCCCAAGCCCGCGCCCAACAGCCCGCGCUUCAACGAGCACCGGCGCCGCAUCCACAUCCUUGUCGUCUCGGCCUACCUGCUCUACACUUUAUACGAGACGGACCACGAGCUGACGCGCGCGUCCAACUUUUACGCCGACCUGGGCGUGCCCUUUGGCGCCUCGGAGCGCGACAUCAAGUCGCGGUUCCGCCGCCUCGCGGCCCUGCACCACCCGGACAAGGCGGGCGCCUCGUCGACGGCCGACGGCGGCGACGGCGGCGAGGUGUUUAUGCACCUCAAGACGGCCAGCGAUACACUGACUGACCCGGCCCGCCGCUUCGCCUAUGAGCGCUUUGGCCCCGAUGUGAUUGGCUGGCGCCACUGCGUCACGAUCCGCGACUACGUCUUGCGCGGCUGCCAGGUCCUGCUGCCCUACUACGCCGUGGCCGCCGCCGUCAUGUACGGCCUCGGCCUGUUUGGCUACCUCGAAUGGGGCCGCUACUGGCGCUGGUACACCCUCGUUGCCCUCUGCGUCUUUGAGCUGCACACCGUUAUGCGCCCCGGGUUCCCGCCCCUGGUGGAGAGAGUCGUCAACCCGCUGCUGACCGCCUGGACCGAUCACGCCCCUUACUUGCCUUUUCAGGUCAUCACUCUCGCCCGCAAGUGUAGUAUAACGCUCUACAUAGCCUUCAGCCAGAUUGGACCGCUACUGCAGCCCCCGGGUCAGCAAGGUGUCAAACCGGGAGAUGCGUCGGACAAGGUGCUGCGGCAAAGCUUGGACAGACUGGAGCAGGCCUCAAGAAUGAUUGAUACAGAUGCCGGACGCUUAAUGGACCUGGAAAUGGCUCCAUAUGUUGGCGACCCGGAGCUGGUCAACAGUAUGAGGAGCAAGCUGAAGGAGUGGCUCAUACAGAAUACCAUCAAAUCCGAUCCCAUGGUUAGGGAUGCUUUGGGCAGGGGUCUGCAGAAGAGAAGAGUAGAUGCCCCGGCCGGAGCCAGAGGGACGCGGUAA